AAUUUCGGGCUGCUUGCUCUGCAGUCGGCUAGAUCUUUUUCUCCCUUAAAAUUUGAGAGUGAAACUAAGGAAAAAUCCCUGCACAACAGAUGGACGUGGCCUCCACUUGCAGCGUCGAUCGUGUCUUCCUUGAUCUAAAGUUGCUUGUGGACAACCUCAAUGUCAUGUUCCGAACAGGCAAAAUUGGAUAUACGUACGUGGGUGUAACAUUUCUCAAAAUUGAAGCUGCGUACCUGAACAUAACAUUUCUCAGAACAUUUGUUAUGUGUGCAAGAAAUUGGAGCUACGGCAGUGAUUUUCACUUGGAAUCCGAGAAUGUUGGUAACGAGAUCAAAUCAUUUAAGCAAGCAAUCAUCCAAGUUUAUUUUGCUUUGGCUAGCAGCAAAUCAUUGGAAACAAAUUCUUGCAUGCCUGUUGAUGAACUAAUGGAAUUUAUAGACAGCAUUCUGCAAAAUCUAGCGGAUUUAACAACUAUCGAUUUGUGUAUUGUUGAAAUGGAUCCCCAAGUUAGUGUUCAAGUCCAAGCCCUUGAAGCAAAGCUAACAUUCUUGAAAAGCUUCAUUCCCUUUGCCAAAUUGCGAGGAACUGUAGAUAUUCCUGCCUUGCUGUUGGCUCACUUUGAAGUGGUGGCUUUGAACGCAGCAUGCCUCUCUUACAUGUGUUCUUGUUGGGAUGAUGCGUUCUGCAAUCCUGAGUUCUGCUCCAUGAUAUAUGAGCAACAACAGAAAAUCACGCCUAUUGAUUUUCAAGUCUAUGAGAUUUAUAUGGAAGUUCUUAGAGCUACAAGAUCCUCAAAAUCAUUGCAUAAUAGAAUGAUGGAUAAGCAGAUAUUGAACAACUUCAAUGAUUCUCUCAUAAGUUGUCUCUGGGAGCUGUUAUGCUGCAGCUCUAGCUUCAUGGAUUCUAUGAAACAUGAAAUGCAAAUACUCUAUGCAGGACUGAGGUUCUUGAGAAGCAUUUUAAGGGAGCAGCAGGAGAAGAGGGAUGAACAAAAUGAAACAAUUGGUGCUCUUCUUAGUGAGGCAGGCAUUAUAAUUUGCUCGCCUUCUCUAAACAGAGCGGAAGAAGGAGAAGUUAGCUUCUCAAAAUCCACAGAAGCCUUUGCCUGUUAUGAUAUGCUGGCUAAUACCAACAUUCGUAUCGAGCAUUUUAAGGAUCAGAUCAGUGGCUCAAGCAUUAUUGAAAGUGUUCCUUCCUUUCAUAGCUUAAGAGCAACAGAAGUUAGCAAGACUUCCGGCCGCAUGCUAUCAAAAGGUAAAAUGCCAAUAGCCCAUGAAGUCAUGGUUGGCCUUGAUGAUGAGGCAGCAAAAGUAAUUGAACGACUUAUAUGGGGAACAAAACAGGUGGAAAUUGUUCCCAUUGUGGGAAUGGCUGGGGUUGGUAAGACAACUUUAGCCAAAAAAGUUUACAAUGAUAGUUCAGUAAUCUGUAACUUCCACAUUCGUCUUUGGUGCACUGUUUCUCAAGAAUUUAACAUGAAAAGCUUGUUAAUACAAAUUUUGUGCUCUGAUGCCAAACAUUCCAGGAUGGAUGAUGACUUUCAAAAGGAUGAACAUGCAUUGCUUGAAAUGUUCCGCAAAAAGCUAUUGAAGAAUCGGUAUCUUGUUGUUUUUGAUGAUGUAUGGGACACCGGGGCAUGGCAUGAGCUGGGAAUUGCAUUCCCGGAUGACAAGAAUGGAAGUAGAAUCAUCUUUACGAGUCGAUCUUCUAAUGUAGCUUCACGGGUUCAAUAUGGUGGAGAACCUCACUAUCUUCACCCACUCAGUGAGAAAGAAAGUUUUGAAUUACUGCAGAAGAAGGUUUUUGGAAAAGAAGAUUGUCCUCAAGCAUUGCAUGGAUUGGGAAUGGAGAUCGCCAAAAAGUGCAAGGGAUUGCCACUUGCAAUUGUUGUUGUAGCUGGAGUCCUAGUAACUAUAGAGCAUGAUAUUUGUGUUUGGGAACAAUUUGCUGAAAGUUUAACUUCAACCACGGUGUCUGGUGCAGAACAAUUCAAGAAGUCGAUGGAGCUCAGUUAUGAGCAUUUACCAUAUCACUUGAAGGCAUGCUUGCUGUAUUUUGCUGCAUUUCGAGAGGAUGAAAAAAUUUGUGCCAAGAAGUUGAUGUGUCUCUGGAUUGCAGAAGGGUUCGUGGAAAUAAUUGAAGGAAAGAGAUCAGAGGAUAUUGCAGAAGAAUAUCUGAUGGACCUAAUUCAUCGAAACUUAGUUAUGGUAAGUGAAAACAGAUCCAUUGGUGGAGGCAAAACUUGUUACAUUCACGAUUUGAUAUUAGAGUUCUGUAAGACUGUGGCGAAGGAAAAAAAUUUUCUUCAGAUCCUGCGAGGAUAUGAUGAGCUUUCUAUCUUUAAUGAGCCUCCCAACCUACAUCGGUUGUCCAUUUGCUGCAGUGAAGAAGAUUUUAUAAAGUCAAAACUAUUUUGUCCAGAUUUAGAUACUCUGCUAUUCUUCAAUGCUACUCCAGGAGAUAAGUUUGGGAUGCUUAAUAUCUCCCCCUUUUUUUGCAUCUACAAACGUCUUAAAGUUUUGAAUUUAGAGGACAUUAACCUAAUGUUGAAGGAGCUUCCAGCUGAAGUCGAAUCACUUCUUUGUUUGAGGUACUUAGCCCUUCGUACAGCUCAGCCCAUGGAAUUCAUUCCACCAUCUAUAGCCAAGCUCUCACAUUUGGAAACCUUCCGUCUAAAUUCUUGCACGACGGUUUCAUUGCCAGAUAGCAUCUGGAACAUGAAGAAGUUGAGGCAUGUACAUGUACAGCGUAACUGCAUUAUUCUUCUCUCUUCCAGCGACAACGUUGUUGAAAACCUCUCCACUUUACCCGAUUUAGACACACUCUCAAAUCUGUGUCUUUAUCUUGAUCAAGAGGGAGAGAACAUAUUGAGAAGGAUUCCCAACGUUCACCAACUUCAAAUUUUCAAUUGUGGGGGACGAAAUAGAGGCGUGGGCACGUCUAACUACCAUGAAGGUCGCAGAACCUGA
Messenger RNA from Coffea arabica (coffee), 2969 nucleotides. NCBI's taxonomy places the organism in Eukaryota, Viridiplantae, Streptophyta, Magnoliopsida, Gentianales, Rubiaceae. The record is from RefSeq and is a predicted model, not a curated record.